ACUAAACCCACUUCAUUGCAUGAGUAUCUUGGUGCCCUUGUUCAAGAAUUGAGAAUGCUGAGAGAGGGAUUUGUCAUAGGCUCAAAAACCUUGUUUCUGAAGUGUAUUUCAUAGUGAGCUUCAUUAAGACAAAUGAAGUGGAGGUGGUGCCAGCUGUGUGGGUAGAAGGAGAGGUUUGUAAAUGGCCUAACUACAAACUCGAUGCCAUGUUGAAGGCCAUCAAGAACUGUGAGAUGCCUAAGGAGACCUGGACAAGUUUUGACAUCAGGGUUCUUUACAAAGCAAAUAGUUUUAGUGAGGCAAGGUUGAAACUUCGCCGGGCAGAAGAUGACACAGACCUCCAAUCAGAAGCAGAGGAGGGGAGGCCAGAAAAAAGAAAAACCAGACCAAACAAGUGCUUCCUCUCGAGUCAGGAGUCUGAUGAGGAGCCUGUGAAGCGCAAACCAAUCCUCCCUAAGGUGCCCUCCAUUCCACCUCUGCCGUCACUGUUGCGUGACGCCAUUUCCUCAUCAGAUGAAAUAUCUCCGCCAGCUAGUCAACUUGCCUCUCUGCAGCCGAUUCACGCCCUUGGAACUCCUGAGCCAUCCUACCAUCUUCCCUCUCAGCCGUCUCGCCACCAUGGGACGCCUGAGCCAUCCUACCAUCUUCCCUCUCAGCCGUCUCGCCACCAUGGACCUCCUGAGCCAUCCUACCAUCUUCCCUCUCAGCCGUCUCGCCACCAUGGGACGCCUGAGCCAUCCUACCAUCUUUCCCCUCAGCCGUCUCGCCACCAUGGAACGCCUGAGCCAUUCCAUCUUGCCCCUAAUGCUGCUUCUGAGAUGGACCUGCAGUCUGCAUUACUACGAGAGAUCAUUGCCAAGCGGGAGGUGAUGUGUGAUAUGCAAAGAAAUCUGCUGCGGAUUGUUCAGGAUCUCCAUUCUACACCUACACCACAUGGACACUACAUGGACGGAAGUUUUCUGCCGUUGAGGGAUGCUGAGGCUCUUUUGUCGCUGGACCGCGACAUUAAGACAAAGCCAGAGAAGAGAAAGGACUUGGUGCUGACACUGGGCCUUGCUGGGGGCGUGAACCUCAAGGACACUGUGUGGAGGGUCAUGAAGAUGCUUAUUCAGAACGACUUGGCCUGCAAAAUGAAUUGGACAGGCCUCCAUGGCAAAACAUCAUUCCAGGGCCUAGAAGUCAAGAAUGUUGUUACAGAAGCCAUUCGGAGAAAUCCUGGAUGCAGAGAAUCCACGAACCAGGAGGUGGAGCAAUGGUUGAGGCGUUGGUUGUAUUUGGCUGGCGAUCGAGAGGGGGGAAGGAGGAGGAGAAGCACAGUCCUCCACCAUCAGCCACCCACCAACACACAACGUCAACCACCCACCAACACACAACUACAGGCGCACACACACCAACACACAACGUCGUCAGCCGCACACACACCAACACACAACGUCGUCAGGCGCACACAUACAUUCCACUUUGGCCCGUUUCUGGCCAUACACUACCGUUCAUAAGUUUGUGGUCUUUAAUGGUUUACACAACUAAGUGUGAU
Molecule: messenger RNA, 1534 nt
Organism: Xyrauchen texanus (razorback sucker)
Lineage: Eukaryota; Metazoa; Chordata; Actinopteri; Cypriniformes; Catostomidae
Exons: 7
Coding region: 207-1496 (429 amino acids)
Source: RefSeq, a predicted model, not a curated record